This is a messenger RNA of Lotus japonicus, 1626 nucleotides long. Its product is annotated as elongation factor 1-alpha-like. NCBI's taxonomy places the organism in Eukaryota, Viridiplantae, Streptophyta, Magnoliopsida, Fabales, Fabaceae. The record is from RefSeq and is a predicted model, not a curated record. Gene Ontology annotation, molecular function: GTP binding; GTPase activity; translation elongation factor activity. The coding region runs from base 28 to 1371 and encodes 447 amino acids. Gene Ontology annotation, biological process: translation; translational elongation. The transcript has a single exon.
UUUUUGUUUUAAGACUCAGGCAGAGAGAUGGGUAAGGAAAAGUUUCACAUUAACAUUGUGGUGAUUGGCCAUGUCGACUCUGGCAAGUCGACGACCACCGGCCACUUGAUCUACAAGCUUGGAGGUAUUGACAAGCGUGUAAUCGAGAGGUUUGAGAAAGAAGCUGCUGAGAUGAACAAGAGGUCAUUCAAGUACGCUUGGGUGCUUGACAAGCUCAAGGCUGAGCGUGAAAGAGGAAUCACCAUUGAUAUUGCACUGUGGAAGUUCGAGACGACCAAGUACUACUGCACAGUCAUUGAUGCCCCUGGACACAGGGAUUUCAUCAAGAACAUGAUUACUGGAACAUCCCAAGCUGAUUGUGCUGUCCUUAUCAUUGAUUCCACUACUGGCGGUUUCGAAGCUGGUAUCUCCAAGGAUGGACAGACUCGUGAGCAUGCUCUCCUUGCUUUCACUCUUGGUGUGAGGCAGAUGAUUUGCUGCUGUAACAAGAUGGACGCCACCACUCCCAAGUACUCGAAGGCUAGGUACGAUGAAAUCGUGAAGGAAGUCUCUUCCUACUUAAAGAAGGUUGGGUACAACCCAGACAAGAUUCCUUUUGUUCCUAUCUCCGGUUUUGAGGGAGACAAUAUGAUUGAGAGGUCUACAAGCCUUGACUGGUACAAAGGUCCAACCCUUCUUGAGGCUCUUGACCAGAUCAAUGAGCCAAAGAGGCCAUCAGACAAGCCCCUCCGAUUACCCCUUCAGGAUGUCUACAUGAUUGGAGGAAUUGGAACUGUGCCCGUGGGGCGAGUUGAGACGGGUUCCAUUAAACCUGGAAUGGUGGUGACUUUUGCCCCAACUGGGCUCACAACUGAAGUUAAGUCUGUGGAGAUGCACCAUGAAGCUCUCCAAGAGGCCCUUCCCGGUGACAAUGUGGGAUUCAAUGUUAAGAAUGUUGCAGUCAAGGAUCUCAAGCGUGGGUUUGUUGCUUCAAACUCCAAGGAUGAUCCUGCCAAGGAGGCUGCUAACUUCACCUCCCAGGUUAUCAUCAUGAACCACCCUGGCCAGAUUGGCAAUGGCUAUGCCCCUGUUCUUGAUUGCCACACCUCCCACAUUGCGGUCAAGUUUGCGCAACUUCUGACCAAGAUUGAUAGACGAUCCGGAAAGGAGCUUGAGAAGGACCCCAAAUUCUUGAAGAAUGGUGAUUCUGGUUUGGUUAAGAUGAUUCCUACCAAGCCCAUGGUGGUUGAAACUUUCUCCGAGUAUCCUCCACUUGGUCGUUUUGCUGUCAGGGACAUGCGUCAAACCGUGGCUGUGGGAGUCAUCAAGAGCGUGGAGAAGAAGGAUCCUACUGGAGCCAAGGUCACCAAGGCUGCCCAGAAGAAGAAGUGAAUCAUACUGCAAGAGGUCUAUCCUAAUGAAUACAAUAAAUGGUUUAAGUCUGCUCCGUCAUCUCGCAACUUUUGUUCCCAGAACUGGGUUCUAGAUCGACGGUGGCAAAGCUAUUUCCGUUCUGUUUUUUUGCUUUUCUUUACAUGUAAAAUAAAUAAAUGUAUCUAAAAGAUCAGUCUAGAGACUUCGAUAAAGGUUCUCUUGAGAUCUUUAAGAUUAGUGGUUUAUAAGUAACAAAGUUAUGCAUUUCUAAGA